Mugil cephalus (flathead mullet) is the source of this 7020-nucleotide messenger RNA. It is a transcript of the gene itprid2, whose product is annotated as ITPR interacting domain containing 2. The record is from RefSeq and is a predicted model, not a curated record. The coding region runs from base 245 to 4474 and encodes 1409 amino acids. Gene Ontology annotation, molecular function: signaling receptor binding. The transcript is spliced from 23 exons. NCBI's taxonomy places the organism in Eukaryota, Metazoa, Chordata, Actinopteri, Mugiliformes, Mugilidae.
UCCUCCUCCUUCCUCCUCCACCUCCCUCCCUCCCUCCAUGCGUCUGCUGCUGCCGCCGCUGCUGCUUCUGCUGCUUUCAGGAAGCGGAAGCAGGAAUGUUGGGGUGUUUUUAAGAAAAGUUUGGACAGUUGUUUCUCGGCACUUCGGGAGCAGAGACGCAAACUCCGGAGACGAGGCAUGACGGUGUGUUACCUGUUCACCAUGUUGCUGUAGUGUCAUCAGUCUUGUCUGACUGACUCUGGGAAUGGAAACCGAUGCUGCUCCAGAUCCCAGAGUGAAGCCAGUCAGCGCGGCCUGUUUGCGCCGCCAGGCCUUCGCCCAGAGCAGGGACUCCAUCAGGCAAGAGUCCAAACCGGAUCAGUAUGGUCCCCAGGAGACCCAGCAGAGCCCGAGUAAUAUGGAGACCCAGAGGCCCUCAGAGGGACUAGGGCAAGUACCUAACAAGAUCGCCAACUGGCUGAGUGAAUGCAGGACUCCCCUCGGUGUCUCUCUAGAUGAUCGGAGCGCUUCUCCCAGCAGAGGAGCGCUGAGGAACGGCUGCAGCUUUGAAGAUGACCUUUCACUGGGAGCUGAAGCCAACCAUCUUCAGUCCAGCGUCAAUAAAGCUGAACCCUGCUUCGGUCUCGUGGCGGAUCAGAAGAGGAGUCAGUAUAAAGAGAGGGGCAGAAGUAUGAACUCCACAGGAUCAGGGAAGAGCAGCACUGUGUCCAGUGUUUCAGAUAUGUUGGAGCUGUCAGAGGAGCAGGGGCCAGGGGAGAUCAUCAUUAACCUGCGUGUGUCGGAGUUGCUCGACCUGUACGAGGAGGACCCCGAGGAAGUCCUCCUGAACCUCGGCUUUGGUCGAGAGGAGCCUGACAUGUCCUCGAAGAUCCCCUCCAGGUUCUUCAACAGCAGCUCGUCAGCGCGAGGCAUCGACAUCAAGGUUUACCUGGGAGCUCAGCUGCAGCGCAUGGAACUGGAGAACCCGAACCACGCUCUGACGAGUCGUUUCCGUCAGAUCGAGGUCUUGACGACGGUCGCUAACGAGUUCUUCCAGCUCUACAGUCAGGUCUCCGGACAACCUGUGCAACGCAUCAGCUCCAAGGACCAAGGUGGAGGAGAAGCUGGAGAGGACGGAGGAGGAGGUCAGAAGGAGGACUCGCCUCCUCUGAAGAGGAGCAACUCGGCCAUGAACGUCGCCAAGCUCUUCAAGAGAACCAUCAGCAAACGCAACCUGCACGGCUCCACCAGCGAGUCGCCGGAACCGCAAACGCCUCAGCCGCACAAGCAGCUGAACGGCCACGCCUCCACCUCCGACCCCGCCUCCGCCUCCGUCCACGCACACACCAACGGUCACGCACAGCAGCAGGACGGACGGAGCGCGGAAUCUGAACACCAGCAAGAAACAGUCAGCCAGAAACACAUCCGGAAGAAAGACAACUUUUCCCUGGCGACAGUUACCGAGGAAACCAACGGGGACGGGGAGACGGAUCGGCUGACGGACGGCCCUGUAGAGAGCAGCGCCGGAACAGAGCAUCCGCCAGAGUCCGCUGAUCUCCAGCCAACCAAUCAGAGAGCAGAGGAGGAGGAAGAGGAAGCUCAGGUGGUCAUAGAGCCAGAGAAGAACCUGACGUCCACCCCGGAGAAAGCUCUUCCCGCCCUGGCUCCGCCGCAGUUGGCUCAGCUUCGCACAGAAAAUGCAGACUCCUUUGACAUGGAGGAGAUUCAGAGUAACGAGGACGAAGCUCUACCGAACAGAACAUCCAGAGCAUCCGAUCUUUUGAGGACAGUCAGUCAGCAGUCAGACAGCAGUGGUUUUGCAGAGGAACCUUCUGCAGACUCCAACGGCUACCUCAAGGUGCAGGAUAGCAGUGAUAGCUGUGACAGCGAGACCACUGUGACAUCACACCCUUCACAAGACGUGGCCACGCCCAUUGCCACUGACCAACCAGCGUUUGAUCUGCCAGAUGGCAGAGUGGAAGAGGCGGUGCCUGGUGGUGCCGCAGUGGCUGAUGGGACGAGUAGUUCGCUGCAAGAAGACGCGCUUAAAAGGAGUUCAGAGCCGCUUCCACAGUACGUUCGUCACCAUCUUCCCAGGAGCAAAUCGGUGGGAGCGCCGCAGGAAGAAACCCUGGACAAGGAGCAAGUUGAGGUUAGGGACUCGGCUGAUCCUGAACCAGGACCAGCGACUACCCCGAGUAUGUCUGCUGCAGAACAGGAGCCACAACAAACUCAGAACCAGAUCAUGACCACAGGAGAUCCACCCGUGGAGGGAGCGAGUACUGAAGACAACCCUCAAGUAGAUCCUGGUUUAACUCGUCCUCCAACGUCCCCCGUCCUCAAGGCUCUGGACCGAGCCAAACAGCUCGAGCAGAACCGGACAAACCAGCGCGUCGCCCCUCAGAGCAACGAGGUGCCCACAACCCCAGGAGGACCACGAGGAAAGCGUGGCCUCAUCCCCAUGCAGAGGUCUUCCUCUAUGCCCACCUCCUUCCUCUCGCCCUCAAAGGUGGUGUCCUCUGUCAGGAUCGAGUUUGGACGAGGCCAGGCAUCCUGCACCCAGCCCCGGUACUCCUUCAAAUACACCCAGGAGCCCAGAGAAGACAAAGAACAAGAGCAGGAAGAGAAGGAAAGGGACGAAGAUGCGGAGGAGGAGGAGGAAGAACAAGAAGAACAACCAAACCGUGUCUCUACUCUGAUUAUAAACCCUUCCACAUCUAGCAAAAAAACUCCAUCUGCCGUCCCGCCUAAACCCAUCCCUCGCUACCUGAUGCGGUCAUCCUACUCCCUGCAGAGCUCCAGCCCUCCUCCGGACUGGUCCCCGAGAGACCACUCCUGGAGCACCCAGAGUGUUCCCGACCUCUCGUCCAACCAGCAGCACCCUGACCAGUUCCAGCAGAAGAUGAGCGCCAACCAGAACCAGCCGAGUUGGCAUCCAGGGCAGACGAUGUUCACUUAUCCCAACCAGCCAGCUCAGUACUCUGACCCCAGCACCAGCCCCAGCCCCAGCGUUAACUCCAGUUCGUGCCCCUUCUUCCCUCACCCUCAUCAGCAGUACCCCUCCCCUCUUAACCCAUAUGCUAGUCUUCCUAACCUCCAUCACCCCCACAACGCCUCCUUGAACCACCAUUCUAGUCUAACCAGUCUCCACCAUCCAACAGCUUCUCCGGCGCCACCACACAGCAGCCUCUCCAACUUGUAUCAUCCCUCAACUUCCACAGCUCCUCAUCACGUCGGUCUGGGCCACCUACAUCCUGGAAGUCCAACGAUGCACCACCACGGCUACAGCCUCCCGUACGGUCAUCAGUCACCUUACCAUACCUCUCCUCAUGGCUCACAGUUUGCCUCACCUUACCUUAGUUACCAGGGGUACAACGUGAACCCGCAUCUGGCUUACCCAAAUCCCAUCAACCAGUAUCCAACCUUGCCACCAGAACACACUCUCCACGCGAGACUAACUCCAUCUGCUCCGGGAUUCAUCUCAGAUCUUGGUCCGACUCUCGGCCCAGGUCACAACCUCCACCCUGGGCUUGGUCUUCAUGCUGCUGCACCGGGAGCAGGACUCGUCCAGGGUAUCUCCAGCACCGAGAUGCAGCUGAGGAGAGUCCUGCAUGAGAUCAGAGGGACCGUUCAGAGUCUCAGCCAGAACCAAGUCGACACUCCAGAUGCGUUCAGUGAUCGGAGAACAGCUGUUUCCAGCCAACAGUCGCUGGGAGACUUUCAGCAGAAAAGGCGUAGUCUGAACUUGUUCCGCAGUCAGAUGAUGGAUCUGGAGCUGUCAAUCAUCCGACAGCAGGCGCUGGUCUACAAACACCUGAGCCCUGCCGACAGGCUGGAGUUGGAGCAGCUUCAGUCUCUGAGGUCCGCGGUCAGAGAGGAGCUGCAGGAGCUGGAACAGCAGCUGGAGGAGCGGCUGGUGGAGAUGACGCACCUCCCACAGCAACAUCACAGAGGUCUCCAUAGAGACAGCAGCAUUGAAAGUCUGUCCACAGCUUCUGCGUUGAGAGCCAUGGAGCCGGUGUCAGACCUUCUCAGAGAGCAGCUCCUGCUCCAGUCAGAGCUAAGCUACGACGGCCGUGACCACUCCACCGCCCCCUCCUCCCGGUCGUCCAGUCCAGUCAGACGAGGAGGAGGAGGAAGAGGAGACGACGGUGAGCAGAGGAGUCAAGGAGGAGUGUAUCGGGCAUCAAUCAGUAUAACUCCUGCACCUCCUCCUCGACCCAACACACACAAUGAGGAAGGAGAGGAGAAAUUGGAGGAGGAGGAGGAGGAGGAGGAGGAGGGAGAAAGGGACAGUGGAGAGGCGGGAGGAAGAGUAGAAGGACCUGAAGAGGAGAGAGCACCAGGAGGAAUCAGAGUGGACAACCUGCAGCAGCUCAUCAGAGAGAUUCGAGAGAGCGUGGCGCAGGAAGUCCGACAGGAGAUAUACAACGAGCUUCUGGCGGCCGUGUCGCCGCGGCACUCGCCCCUCCCUCCCCGGCAGCCCCCCUUGUAGUCUUGAGAUCGGCAGAGCACUACCCCCCUUUCACCUUCAGCCUUUAGUAACCACUCGGCCCUGAGCGACGCCACUGUCUGUCUGUAACACUGUAGUAGCUGAGUAACACUGUGGAACGCCAUGUGUCUGUAACACUGUACGUCUGUAACACUGAACACUGAGUGUAUGUGAGAAGCCCCGCCCACCACAGGCCUGCCUAACUAUUAACCACUGCCACUAGUACCACCAGGGUCACCACUACUAACCCCAGUCCUGUUUAACGUCUCGGUUGAGUCCGGUCCGAUCACAGUUCUGAGGAGGUCAGAUCGGGACAUUCGCACAACUCCUGAUAUUUCUAAUUUAACACAGCUGUGCAGAGGACAGUGCAAGUCGAUGUUAAAAUAAUAAUAAUAAAUAUUAAUAAUAUAUGAUAAAAAAACACAUUUUUUUAAAAAAAAGACACCAAGUGAAUGUAGGAAAUAGUGAGACCAGUGUUCAAAAAACAACAACAACACAAAUUAAAGACUUAGUUCACCCCCAAAUGUCCAAGUAAUCUUCAUAUUUUCUCUCUUCCUGUAAUUUCUUUCUGUAAUUUAGUCGGUGAUAACCCCGUCGACAUCACGUUCAUGGGAAACAGAGUGUUGCACGGUGCCGCGUGCUUUUAAUGUGGAGUAGUAUUAGAAGACGUAUCAGUAGCUACUAUUAGGUUUGUAAUCAGAAGCAGAAUCACAUUUUUUAAAUGUUGUCGCGACAGAUGGAAAGACGCAUCAAUCAGGAAGGGAGAAAAUGUUUCUGUUACUAAUAUUUGGCCGGACUGAGCCUUUAACAUGUCUUAAAAAAAAAAGAAACUCUUGGGAAAUACUGUAAAAGCCUUAAUCUUCUUUUGAUCUAUGCACUCGUGCCUUCUUGUAUAAGGACGCAUUCCUCGGUCUUUAGUAAGAGUCCGCUGAGCUCUUUAUUUCCGCCUAAAAAAAUACUCAUUCCAUGCACAUUUCAUCUUAACGUCGGAGAGGGAUUGAACGUGGACAUUUAAGGUAUUGCCGUACAUCAUCAUCAUCACCAUCGUCAUCGUGCUUCUGCCUCUUCCGUCUCGUACGCUUACAUGUCACGCUCUGUCCUGCCUCCUGCUGUUCAUCAAACAAUGAGCAGAUUUAAUUCAUGCAACUUGUUUUUUCCAGUUUUUCCAAGCUAAAAUAUGUCACUUUAGCGGUUUAUGAUGAACAGAGGGGAUCAAGUAUGUCUUAUUAGAGAGUUAUCUUUAGCUGUUAGCUGUUAGCCUCCAGCUAACUGUGGCUAAAAGUUUUAGUUAAACCAGAUCACAGAGUUUAAAUCAGACAGAUUUGGACGUUUGUUUUUAGUUCCUUUGUUUUUAAAUAUGCUACUUGCAGGCUGGCGGUUUCCACCUGUUUCCAGUCGUAGCCAGAUUAAACAUGUCGAGGACACACACACAGCCACUCAAAGGUUCAGACACACCUUCCCGUCGAGCUGAACGAGAAGGUGUGUCUGAACCUUCGGCCCGGGUUGUGUUUGUGCACGUGCGCGGAUUGGUUUGUACGUGAGCGGGCGACGAGUUCGGCAGGUGAUGUCAUGAGGUGCUGAGUCAGGGGAGGGGGGUGGGGGUUUUGGUAAGUUGUCACGGCGACAGACAGUGAUGAUGAUGAUGCGUGUCGUGAUGCAAUGACUUGGUCAAAGGAGAGGAGCUUAGUGAGCUUUGCCUGUGUUAGCUUCAUUCUGUCUGAUGACAAAUCUUAGUGCAAUAAAUGUGAACACACACACAGACACACACAGAUGAAAUAUGAUAUCACUGCGAACAUUUCAGAUGUGAUCAGUCGACCACUUCAACACCACAUUAGAUUAAUCCCAGGCUUGUUGGCUUUAUUGAGAGAAGUGAUUCAUCACAGAACUGUUUCCUUUGAUAUUAAUGCGUCUUUUGUGUCACAGGCGUUUGAAUGUUGUGUUGAACAUAGAAACAUCUUACACCUGAUUAGCCAUCAGCCAAACACCACACGCCCCUAAUGUUUUGUUUAGUUGUUUGUUUGUUUGUUUUUUAAAUCUUCCUAAAGGGACAGUGAUUCUGAACUUUUCUGCACAGACUCACGUUAGGAUUGAAAUACUAAAACCUGUGUACGCGGAUGUUGGUUCUUGAUCUUUGGAAGAGGUUCACUUACUAAUAAUAUGGUGUUGCUAUGUGACUUAAGUAUGAACUUCAGGUCACUUGAAUGCUCCUAAACCUUAUUAACGAGACCCUUGACCUUCAACUCUCUUCGAAGUUUAUUCUCUUCAGGUUUGUUGAAAACCUUUUUUUUUUAUUUUUUAUUUUUUAUUUCUUUUAUGUUCACUGAUCACAGUCUGUGCUCUGCUGGACUACACUCUGUUUUUUUUUUUUUUUUUAAAUGAUCAAGAAUCCUUCACACACUUCUAAUUACACUUUACUGUUGGUGUCUAUUAAUUUCUUUUGAUGUCGAAUAAUAAUGAUGAUGUGUAUUUUGUACUGAUGUCUUGUAAGUGGGAUCGGGGGAGGAGUCACUAUAGAGAUGAGAAUAAUAAAGAUGUAUUUAUUUUCAGUA